AUCAACCAGCCCACCAAUCACAAAUGCCGGAAAGUUAACCAAUCAGGAACAGGGAAUUGAUUGGUCAAUGCUUGACCUGAGAUGGUGUGACCCCAGGUGACCUAUAUUGACCCCAAGCGACUUGGAUUGACCCAAGUGACCUGUAUUGACCCAAGGUGACCUAAAUUAACUCCAAGUGACCUGGACUGACCCAAGUGAUCUAUAUUGACCCCCAAGUGACCUGGAUUGACUCCGAGUGACCUGGAUUGACCCCCGAGUGACCUGGAUUGACCCCGAGUGACCUGGAUUGACCCCGAGUGACCUGGAUUGACCUGAGCCAAGAGACAGGUCAUAAGUGACUUAUGAACAUCCGCAGAUCAUUGCUGCUUCUUGCACGUCGUUGCUGCUCAACUAAGGGAAGCCAGUGUGAGCACAGCAGCAGCCACAACAGCAGCAGCAGCAGUGUGGGUGGGUGGUGUGGGCAUAGUAUGGGCGUGUGUGGGGUAGCCAGGGUGUGGAGUCACCUCACGGAUGGUGCUAGGAGGCUUGUUAGCCACUCUGGUGCUGCUUAUGUUGCUCCUUAAGCUACUACUAGGAAGUAAAUCAUCGCUGAGUCUGCCACCAGUAGUGGCGGACUAUGAGGACCACUUUGCCAUUGAUGUGGUGAUGGGCGUGGAGGGCGGAGUGAGCGAAGGAGGGUGGAGGGCAGCCGCCUGCACUCCGCACACCUCCACACCUCCAUUCCCCGUCAGGCUGCCCAAGUUUACUGCCUCCUCCAGCGCCAAGAAUGUCUUCUUCCUGGAGACCACCUGUGCUUCUGCUCUCAAUGCUAAGAUGGCUUGUGCGGUGGAGAGUGCGGCGCUGCAUCAUCCAGACCACCAGGUCCAUCUAGCACUAACAUCCACCCACGUGGGCGGUACAGAUGCUAUCAUCCACGCCCUUGCUGCCCACAACAAUGUUCAUAUCUCUGCGUUGGAUGUCGACGAUGUACUGGAGGGCACCGGGCGCCUGGGCACCUGGCUUCGAGGGAUGGAAUGGGCCAGGAGUGACUGGGCGGGGAUCAACCUGUCGGAUGCGUUGAGGCUGGGUGUAGUGUGUUCGGUGGGUGGUAUAUACCUGGACCUGGACAUGUGGGUGGUGGCUCCCUUACCCUCCAGUGAGGCCUGGAUAGGUCGUGAGCGCUGGGAUCACCUCUCCAAUGGUGCCUUCAAAAUCUCCAAGGAUCACUGGCUUUGUGUGGAGGCCAUCAGGGAGUUAACCGAGCACUUCCAGGGUAACAUCUGGGGCCACAAUGGUCCUGGGGUCUUCCAGAGGGUUGUUAGGAAAGCCUGCAACAUCCAGAACAUCAGUGAUGUGCAUCAGUGUAAAGAUCUU
Molecule: messenger RNA, 1353 nt
Organism: Cherax quadricarinatus
Lineage: Eukaryota; Metazoa; Arthropoda; Malacostraca; Decapoda; Parastacidae
Source: RefSeq, a predicted model, not a curated record